Messenger RNA from Hyalella azteca, 2561 nucleotides. Its product is annotated as sugar transporter SWEET1. Gene Ontology annotation, molecular function: sugar transmembrane transporter activity. Gene Ontology annotation, cellular component: membrane. The transcript is spliced from 5 exons. The record is from RefSeq and is a predicted model, not a curated record. Lineage: Eukaryota; Metazoa; Arthropoda; Malacostraca; Amphipoda; Hyalellidae. Gene Ontology annotation, biological process: carbohydrate transport. Bases 34 to 708 code for a protein of 224 amino acids.
GAUUGCUUUUAAGAAAAUUUCAGAGCUUCAAACAUGUUGGUCUUCCAGGACGCUGUUGCUUCUCUUGCCUCAAGUUUAACAAUUCUCCUAUUUUUGAGUGGAUCAUUUAUUUGCCUUCAAAUUAUCAGACUGGGGCACACAGGUUCACACUCCAGCUUUCCCUUCAUCACUGGUAUCUUCAACUCAGUAACCUGGCUCGUCUAUGGUUCUUUACUGGGUGAUAGUUCUAUAAUUAUCACCAACUCAGUUGGCCUUGUAACACAAGUGUUGUAUUUGAUGGUGUUCCUGCUCUACUGCGUUGCGGUGCCUGUAAGAACUGCUGUUAAGAGACAGAUGCUUGCUCUGGUCGUCAUUCUCGGCAGCAUCUUAUACUAUGCAACUUACUCUGCCAACGAUCGCUUGGUCGUUACGUCACACGUGGGGCUGCUGAGCUGCAUAGCCUCAAUCCUGUUCUGUGCCUCACCCCUGGCGUCAGUGUUUGAGGUCAUCAGGGUGAAGUCGACCUCCAUCAUGCCCUUCCCACUCAUCCUGCUCAUGUUCCUGUCGACAUCAGCCUGGACUAUCUAUGGCAGACUUAUUGAUGCCGUUUUUGUUGUCAUCCCAAAUUUCCUGUGCGCUCUCAUCUCCGGCCUGCAGUUGCUGCUGUUCCUUGUGUACUCGCCAGACACUCCUGAGAGCAUUCUUAAAGACUCUACGCAGUUGAUAUGACUAGAGCACUGCCACCACAUCUAGCUAGAACUUGGCCGUCGCUUAGCUCAAUGGACAACAGGGAGCAACAAACAGCAAACAACAGCAAAAACUGUCUGCAAACUCUCAAUGAAGAAUCCACUGGGUUUUCUCGUCUGGGCCAAGCUCAUCUGUAUCCACUUCGCCUGGGAUCUUCUCAUCCAUGCGCUGCUCGUCCAUCUUGCCAAAGGCACUACCAAGCAUUUCUGUUUGCUGAUUUUUACAUCCAAAUGCUGUUUACCUUGCGGCCAAUUUUACAUCCAAAAAUAUGUUUAUUCAAUUAUCGGUUUCCUGUAAAAGGUUCACUUCUUACCAAUCUCACUCGAAAGUUGUGUUUUCGCUAUAGAUAUCACUCAGCUUUUAAAUCUUAUGUUAAAUGCUGCUUAGGUUUGUCUGCGCGUACAUUACUAGUCGUAAACGUUGCAUCUGAAGGCCUGGUGAGUCAUGUCACUGCCAGUAGACAAAAAGAUAUGUGUCAUAUUCUUAGUAUCCUUAGUAUUUGUUUGGGACAUAGCAGUCCCAGGCCACGAUGGAUCGCCGCCUCUUAUUAUUACACGGCUUACAAAAUUAGUUGCUGCAAUAAUCGUCGAUUCCAUUUAGUUGCUUAAUGCUUCUAAAUAAUUAUCAUUAAAAGUAUGUAUUAUCUGUUCUUCAGACUCCUUUCAUUUGUUAUAUCUUCACUUGACGGACGGCGCAGGUGCAAUUCUAGCUUUGCCUUGACUAUUUAUUCCAUUCAAUUUGCAAUGUUGAUGCUAAUUGCCCGGCCAAUUGCAAGUUUAUUGACACCUUCUUGUUGUGUUAUUUGGCAUUCUUUGUGACCGAGUUUUUCAUCUAUCAAUAAUUUAAAUUGUUUCAGCACCGUGUGAUAGUGUUUUCACUUGUUUGCCCACACUUCGUAUAUCAUGAAAAUUCUCGCUUCAAUUUGCGAACCCAAAGAGCAUUUAUAAUUUAGUUGAGCUAGUUAUUUUGUAUUCAAAGAACAGCAUUGCUGCUCUGAUUAAUUUAUUGUCCUUGCUCUGUCCAAUUUGCUCUUGACUCUUAACAGACAUGCCAUUCAUUUCUACGAGCCUCUGCGUGACCAGAUAAUAAUGUCUUCCAUGAAAUUGUUAUUCAACUUGAUACUUUAUUCGUUGUUGUUACUCUAAUCACUCAAAAUGAAACGUUAGGUUUCCUCCUUGUGCAGACGUUGACGUUGACUUUUAAUUUCAUUUGAUACGACCAGAUACGAGAAUCUCGGUUGUUGUCAGUCGUAAGCGUAGGUAAUUUGUGCACAAGGAGUUGCAAAAAAAAUUGUAAAUGAUACCGUUUAUUUGCUAGCUCUGUGUACGGUAUAUCAUUCGUGGAGGAUCUGUGCAAAUCAAUUCCUUAUUUGUGUCUAAAUUAUGUACGUUUAGGCCAAUGAAGUUAAUUGUAUUGAAGAGUGACUCGUUUGGUGUUGAUGCCUGUGCCCUCAGGCCUGUUGAUGCCUGUGCCCUCAGGCCUGUUGAUGCCUGUGCCCUCACGCCUGUUGAUGCCUGUGCCCUCAUGCCUGUUGACGUUGCCAACUCCAUUAGACGCUUUCUGCACAUUAACGUUACUGGAGUUAGCGAUGCGAACUGAAACACAAAACACGGUUCCCAUUUUACCUCUGCGUUGAAGGAGCAUUGCAGUCCUUAUGACAAUAAUUAGCAUAACUCAUAUUGAGUUCUAGUCCAGGUAUCCCAAUGCAUAUUAAUGUCUAUAUGCAUCUUCUAUGCGGUAUGCAUCAACUUGCCUUAGUGUUAAAUCUGGCUGUUUAUUGGGCAUUCCAACGCUUAGCAAUAUCAUGGUUGUGCGAUAUUAAGAGUACUUAUACA